AUGGCUGGAAUGCGACAAAGGUUAGAAGAAGACGAGGAUACAAGACCAUUUUUGGGAUAUUUUGACAAGUAUGAACGCCAGAAGGAGAAAUGGGCAUACUGCUACAGGGCUGGCUGCGGACUCAACACAAAUAUGUAUGUAGAAGCCUUUUUUAAGAAAUUGAAAUAUUCCUAUAUGAAGGGGAAGAAGCUUCGCAGGGUUGAUGAGUGCCUUCAUAUUUUACUUCGACUUAGCAGGGAUGUGGCAUUUGAGAGACUUAGACGCAAAUUCAAAGGUAAUAAUACAUUUAAACAAUCUGAGAUUCAUCGUGCUCACAGGUUAAGUGAUGAGAUGUCUGGUGAUUGGCUGCAAGAGAAUGUGACUGAAGUGAUUCCUGGAACUACAUGGAGAUUUAAUGACAAUGCCUGCAAUGGAUGUGAGUUAGCUUGUGUACGCUGCCACUAUUGUGUGCAUGAGUUUAAAUGUACAUGCUAUGACAAUCGGAUAAAGACCAAUAUGUGCAAGCACAUCCAUGCGGUAGUGAAAGUUUUCUGUAUUGAAGGAGUGCCAAGAUCUAAUGAAGAAAAUGCAAGGAUUGUGCAAGAUGAAAUUGAAGCAAUUUGUAACACAAAUGAUGAAUGCAAUGUUGGAAAACAGGUUGAAAAGAUUGACAUGCGGAAUCCAAUCGCCAUGAACAUCUCUCACUUACUGGAUUGUUUUUCUAAUACUGACCCUGUCCCUGAUGCUGUAAUACAAGGUGGACUGAAAUUUUUGGAGGUGUUGAGGAGAGAGAUGCCAAGAGAUACAGAAGGAAAUGAAGAAAUAGUGGAAGAAGCAGAAGAUGACUUGGAUAUAGAUGAGCCACAAGAAGCAUCAGGAGCAGUCAUUCCUGUCACACCAAAGACUCCAAGACCCACCAGAGCAGCAAAAACCCCUCUCAGAACUCCUAAAACGCCUCGGCAUAUGAUUACUCCUCAAGUUCAGUCACCUGGCACACCAAAGAGAGUGUCACCUCAAAGAAGGCUAUUUCACUCAGUAAAGAAGAAGCCUUUGAAGAAGAAGCAGAAUUUACAUAAACCAACAUUUCAUCAAGAGGGUGCUUUUAUUGCUAAUUUUAGUAUGGGGGAGGGGCUAGAGUUUGUUACUGUUCAUAAUGAGUUUGAUCACAGCUACACAAGGAAUAAUGUUGAUGAUAAUUACUAA
Molecule: messenger RNA, 1182 nt
Organism: Frankliniella occidentalis (western flower thrips)
Lineage: Eukaryota; Metazoa; Arthropoda; Insecta; Thysanoptera; Thripidae
Exons: 2
Coding region: 1-1182 (393 amino acids)
Molecular function (GO): zinc ion binding
Source: RefSeq, a predicted model, not a curated record